Molecule: messenger RNA, 9075 nt
Organism: Thlaspi arvense
Lineage: Eukaryota; Viridiplantae; Streptophyta; Magnoliopsida; Brassicales; Brassicaceae
Source: the annotation of a GenBank genome assembly
AUGAAACCAUCUCCAAAAUCAAUUGUUAAGCUUUUACUUGUGAUUGUUGGGGAGAUAGCCAAUUUUGCAGCUUAUGCAUUUGCACCUGCUAUUCUAGUGACACCUUUGGGAGCUCUAAGUAUUAUUUUCAGCGCAGUGCUUGCACAUUUUAUCUUGGAAGAGAAGUUGCAUAUGUUCGGUAUACUUGGCUGCGUCCUCUGUGUUGUUGGAUCUACAACGAUUGUUUUGCAUGCUCCUCACGAGCAAGACAUUGAAUCAGUCAAGCACAUAUGGCAUCUGGCUACUGAACCAGGCUUCCUUGCUUACUCUGCUGUGGUUUUGGUUGUGGUGCUUGCACUGAUCUUCUACUACGAACCCCGUUAUGGGAAGACGCAUAUGAUAGUAUAUGUUGGGAUUUGCUCCUUAAUGGGAUCUCUCACUGUUAUGAGUGUCAAAGCUGUGGCAAUUGCUAUAAAGCUGACUUUUUCCGGGAUGAACCAGUUUAAGUACUUCCAUGCAUGGAUCUUCAUCAUAGUAGUGACCAUAUGUUGCAUUUUGCAAAUCAACUACCUGAACAAGGACUGGGCUUCUCAGAGUGGUUUGCAAAUUGCGACGGAGCUAUGUGGCUUUGUGACCAUUUUAUCAGGAACCUUUCUUCUCCACAAGACAAAAGACAUGGGAAACAGUGGUAGCUCACGUGGCGCCACGUCACACACGCCUAGAGACACUCCUGUCUUCAUCAACUCAGUGAUUGUUGGGGAGAUAGCCAAUUUUGCAGCUUAUGCAUUUGCACCUGCUAUUCUAGUGACACCUUUGGGAGCUCUAAGUAUUAUUUUCAGCGCAGUGCUUGCACAUUUUAUCUUGGAAGAGAAGUUGCAUAUGUUCGGUAUACUUGGCUGCGUCCUCUGUGUUGUUGGAUCUACAACGAUUGUUUUGCAUGCUCCUCACGAGCAAGACAUUGAAUCAGUCAAGCACAUAUGGCAUCUGGCUACUGAACCAGGCUUCCUUGCUUACUCUGCUGUGGUUUUGGUUGUGGUGCUUGCACUGAUCUUCUACUACGAACUCCGUUAUGGGAAGACGCAUAUGAUAGUAUAUGUUGGGAUUUGCUCCUUAAUGGGAUCUCUCACUGUUAUGAGUGUCAAAGCUGUGGCAAUUGCUAUAAAGCUGACUUUUUCCGGGCUGAACCAGUUUAAGUACUUCCACGCAUGGAUCUUCAUCAUAGUAGUGACCAUAUGUUGCAUUUUGCAAAUCAACUACCUGAACAAGGACUGGGCUUCUCAGAGUGGUUUGCAAAUUGCGACGGAGCUAUGUGGCUUUGUGACCAUUUUAUCAGGAACCUUUCUUCUCCACAAGACAAAAGACAUGGGAAACAGUGGUAGCUCACGUGGCGCCACGUCACACACGCCUAGAGACACUCCUGUCUUCAUCAACUCAGUGAUUGUUGGGGAGAUAGCCAAUUUUGCAGCUUAUGCAUUUGCACCUGCUAUUCUAGUGACACCUUUGGGAGCUCUAAGUAUUAUUUUCAGCGCAGUGCUUGCACAUUUUAUCUUGGAAGAGAAGUUGCAUAUGUUCGGUAUACUUGGCUGCGUCCUCUGUGUUGUUGGAUCUACAACGAUUGUUUUGCAUGCUCCUCACGAGCAAGACAUUGAAUCAGUCAAGCACAUAUGGCAUCUGGCUACUGAACCAGGCUUCCUUGCUUACUCUGCUGUGGUUUUGGUUGUGGUGCUUGCACUGAUCUUCUACUACGAACUCCGUUAUGGGAAGACGCAUAUGAUAGUAUAUGUUGGGAUUUGCUCCUUAAUGGGAUCUCUCACUGUUAUGAGUGUCAAAGCUGUGGCAAUUGCUAUAAAGCUGACUUUUUCCGGGCUGAACCAGUUUAAGUACUUCCACGCAUGGAUCUUCAUCAUAGUAGUGACCAUAUGUUGCAUUUUGCAAAUCAACUACCUGAACAAGGACUGGGCUUCUCAGAGUGGUUUGCAAAUUGCGACGGAGCUAUGUGGCUUUGUGACCAUUUUAUCAGGAACCUUUCUUCUCCACAAGACAAAAGACAUGGGAAACAGUGGUAGCUCACGUGGCGCCACGUCACACACGCCUAGAGACACUCCUGUCUUCAUCAACUCAGUGAUUGUUGGGGAGAUAGCCAAUUUUGCAGCUUAUGCAUUUGCACCUGCUAUUCUAGUGACACCUUUGGGAGCUCUAAGUAUUAUUUUCAGCGCAGUGCUUGCACAUUUUAUCUUGGAAGAGAAGUUGCAUAUGUUCGGUAUACUUGGCUGCGUCCUCUGUGUUGUUGGAUCUACAACGAUUGUUUUGCAUGCUCCUCACGAGCAAGACAUUGAAUCAGUCAAGCACAUAUGGCAUCUGGCUACUGAACCAGGCUUCCUUGCUUACUCUGCUGUGGUUUUGGUUGUGGUGCUUGCACUGAUCUUCUACUACGAACUCCGUUAUGGGAAGACGCAUAUGAUAGUAUAUGUUGGGAUUUGCUCCUUAAUGGGAUCUCUCACUGUUAUGAGUGUCAAAGCUGUGGCAAUUGCUAUAAAGCUGACUUUUUCCGGGCUGAACCAGUUUAAGUACUUCCACGCAUGGAUCUUCAUCAUAGUAGUGACCAUAUGUUGCAUUUUGCAAAUCAACUACCUGAACAAGGACUGGGCUUCUCAGAGUGGUUUGCAAAUUGCGACGGAGCUAUGUGGCUUUGUGACCAUUUUAUCAGGAACCUUUCUUCUCCACAAGACAAAAGACAUGGGAAACAGUGGUAGCUCACGUGGCGCCACGUCACACACGCCUAGAGACACUCCUGUCUUCAUCAACUCAGUGAUUGUUGGGGAGAUAGCCAAUUUUGCAGCUUAUGCAUUUGCACCUGCUAUUCUAGUGACACCUUUGGGAGCUCUAAGUAUUAUUUUCAGCGCAGUGCUUGCACAUUUUAUCUUGGAAGAGAAGUUGCAUAUGUUCGGUAUACUUGGCUGCGUCCUCUGUGUUGUUGGAUCUACAACGAUUGUUUUGCAUGCUCCUCACGAGCAAGACAUUGAAUCAGUCAAGCACAUAUGGCAUCUGGCUACUGAACCAGGCUUCCUUGCUUACUCUGCUGUGGUUUUGGUUGUGGUGUUUGCACUGAUCUUCUACUACGAACCCCGUUAUGGGAAGACGCAUAUGAUAGUAUAUGUUGGGAUUUGCUCCUUAAUGGGAUCUCUCACUGUUAUGAGUGUCAAAGCUGUGGCAAUUGCUAUAAAGCUGACUUUUUCCGGGAUGAACCAGUUUAAGUACUUCCACGCAUGGAUCUUCAUCAUAGUAGUGACCAUAUGUUGCAUUUUGCAAAUCAACUACCUGAACAAGGACUGGGCUUCUCAGAGUGGUUUGCAAAUUGCGACGGAGCUAUGUGGCUUUGUGACCAUUUUAUCAGGAACCUUUCUUCUCCACAAGACAAAAGACAUGGGAAACAGUGGUAGCUCACGUGGCGCCACGUCACACACGCCUAGAGACACUCCUUUCUUCAUCAACUCAGUGAUUGUUGGGGAGAUAGCCAAUUUUGCAGCUUAUGCAUUUGCACCUGCUAUUCUAGUGACACCUUUGGGAGCUCUAAGUAUUAUUUUCAGCGCAGUGCUUGCACAUUUUAUCUUGGAAGAGAAGUUGCAUAUGUUCGGUAUACUUGGCUGCGUCCUCUGUGUUGUUGGAUCUACAACGAUUGUUUUGCAUGCUCCUCACGAGCAAGACAUUGAAUUAGUCAAGCACAUAUGGCAUCUGGCUACUGAACCAGGCUUCCUUGCUUACUCUGCUGUGGUUUUGGUUGUGGUGCUUGCACUGAUCUUCUACUACGAACCCCGUUAUGGGAAGACGCAUAUGAUAGUAUAUGUUGGGAUUUGCUCCUUAAUGGGAUCUCUCACUGUUAUGAGUGUCAAAGCUGUGGCAAUUGCUAUAAAGCUGACUUUUUCCGGGAUGAACCAGUUUAAGUACUUCCACGCAUGGAUCUUCAUCAUAGUAGUGACCAUAUGUUGCAUUUUGCAAAUCAACUACCUGAACAAGGACUGGGCUUCUCAGAGUGGUUUGCAAAUUGCGACGGAGCUAUGUGGCUUUGUGACCAUUUUAUCAGGAACCUUUCUUCUCCACAAGACAAAAGACAUGGGAAACAGUGGUAGCUCACGUGGCGCCACGUCACACACGCCUAGAGACACUCCUGUCUUCAUCAACUCAGUGAUUGUUGGGGAGAUAGCCAAUUUUGCAGCUUAUGCAUUUGCACCUGCUAUUCUAGUGACACCUUUGGGAGCUCUAAGUAUUAUUUUCAGCGCAGUGCUUGCACAUUUUAUCUUGGAAGAGAAGUUGCAUAUGUUCGGUAUACUUGGCUGCGUCCUCUGUGUUGUUGGAUCUACAACGAUUGUUUUGCAUGCUCCUCACGAGCAAGACAUUGAAUCAGUCAAGCACAUAUGGCAUCUGGCUACUGAACCAGGCUUCCUUGCUUACUCUGCUGUGGUUUUGGUUGUGGUGCUUGCACUGAUCUUCUACUACGAACCCCGUUAUGGGAAGACGCAUAUGAUAGUAUAUGUUGGGAUUUGCUCCUUAAUGGGAUCUCUCACUGUUAUGAGUGUCAAAGCUGUGGCAAUUGCUAUAAAGCUGACUUUUGCCGGGAUGAACCAGUUUAAGUACUUCCACGCAUGGAUCUUCAUCAUAGUAGUGACCAUAUGUUGCAUUUUGCAAAUCAACUACCUGAACAAGGACUGGGCUUCUCAGAGUGGUUUGCAAAUUGCGACGGAGCUAUGUGGCUUUGUGACCAUUUUAUCAGGAACCUUUCUUCUCCACAAGACAAAAGACAUGGGAAACAGUGGUAGCUCACGUGGCGCCACGUCACACACGCCUAGAGACACUCUUGUCUUCAUCAACUCAGUGAUUGUUGGGGAGAUAGCCAAUUUUGCAGCUUAUGCAUUUGCACCUGCUAUUCUAGUGACACAUUUGGGAGCUCUAAGUAUUAUUUUCAGCGCAGUGCUUGCACAUUUUAUCUUGGAAGAGAAGUUGCAUAUGUUCGGUAUACUUGGCUGCGUCCUCUGUGUUGUUGGAUCUACAACGAUUGUUUUGCAUGCUCCUCACGAGCAAGACAUUGAAUCAGUCAAGCACAUAUGGCAUCUGGCUACUGAACCAGGCUUCCUUGCUUACUCUGCUGUGGUUUUGGUUGUGGUGCUUGCACUGAUCUUCUACUACGAACCCCGUUAUGGGAAGACGCAUAUGAUAGUAUAUGUUGGGAUUUGCUCCUUAAUGGGAUCUCUCACUGUUAUGAGUGUCAAAGCUGUGGCAAUUGCUAUAAAGCUGACUUUUUCCGGGAUGAACCAGUUUAAGACUGGGUGUGGUUUGCAAAUUGCGACGGAGCUAUGUGGCUUUGUGACCAUUUUAUCAGGAACCUUUCUUCUCCACAAGACAAAAGACAUGGGAAACAGUGGUAGCUCACGUGGCGCCACGUCACACACGCCUAGAGACACUCCUGUCUUCAUCAACUCAGUGACACCUUUGGGAGCUCUAAGUAUUAUUUUCAGCGCAGUGCUUGCACAUUUUAUCUUGGAAGAGAAGUUGCAUAUGUUCGGUAUACUUGGCUGCGUCCUCUGUGUUGUUGGAUCUACAACGAUUGUUUUGCAUGCUCCUCACGAGCAAGACAUUGAAUCAGUCAAGCACAUAUGGCAUCUGGCUACUGAACCAGGCUUCCUUGCUUACUCUGCUGUGGUUUUGGUUGUGGUGCUUGCACUGAUCUUCUACUACGAACCCCGUUAUGGGAAGACGCAUAUGAUAGUUAUGAGUGUCAAAGCUGUGGCAAUUGCUAUAAAGCUGACUUUUUCCGGGAUGAACCAGUUUAAGUACUUCCACGCAUGGAUCUUCAUCAUAGUAGUGACCAUAUGUUGCAUUUUGCAAAUCAACUACCUGAACAAGGACUGGGCUUCUCAGAGUGGUUUGCAAAUUGCGACAGAGCUAUGUGGCUUUGUGACCAUUUUAUCAGGAACCUUUCUUCUCCACAAGACAAAAGACAUGGGAAACAGUGGUAGCUCACGUGGCGCCACGUCACACACGCCUAGAGACACUCCUGUCUUCAUCAACUCAGUGAUUGUUGGGGAGAUAGCCAAUUUUGCAGCUUAUGCAUUUGCACCUGCUAUUCUAGUGACACCUUUGGGAGCUCUAAGUAUUAUUUUCAGCGCAGUGCUUGCACAUUUUAUCUUGGAAGAGAAGUUGCAUAUGUUCGGUAUACUUGGCUGCGUCCUCUGUGUUGUUGGAUCUACAACGAUUGUUUUGCAUGCUCCUCACGAGCAAGACAUUGAAUCAGUCAAGCACAUAUGGCAUCUGGCUGCUGAACCAGGCUUCCUUGCUUACUCUGCUGUGGUUUUGGUUGUGGUGCUUGCACUGAUCUUCUACUACGAACCCCGUUAUGGGAAGACGCAUAUGAUAGUAUAUGUUGGGAUUUGCUCCUUAAUGGGAUCUCGCACUGUUAUGAGUGUCAAAGCUGUGGCAAUUGCUAUAAAGCUGACUUUUUCCGGGAUGAACCAGUUUAAGACUGGGUGUGGUUUGCAAAUUGCGACGGAGCUAUGUGGCUUUGUGACCAUUUUAUCAGGAACCUUUCUUCUCCACAAGACAAAAGACAUGGGAAACAGUGGUAGCUCACGUGGCGCCACAUCACACACGCCUAGAGACACUCCUGUCUUCAUCAACUCAGUGAUUGUUGGGGAGAUAGCCAAUUUUGCAGCUUAUGCAUUUGCACCUGCUAUUCUAGUGACACUUUUGGGAGCUCUAAGUAUUAUUUUCAGCGCAGUGCUUGCACAUUUUAUCUUGGAAGAGAAGUUGCAUAUGUUCGGUAUACUUGGUUGCGUCUUCUGUGUUGUUGGAUCUACAACGAUUGUUUUGCAUGCUCCUCACGAGCAAGACAUUGAAUCAGUCAAGCACAUAUGGCAUCUGGCUACUGAACCAGGCUUCCUUGCUUACUCUGCUGUGGUUUUGGUUGUGGUUCUUGCACUGAUCUUCUACUACGAACCCCGUUAUGGGAAGACGCAUAUGAUAGUAUAUGUUGGGAUUUGCUCCUUAAUGGGAUCUCUCACUGUUAUGAGUGUCAAAGCUGUGGCAAUUGCUAUAAAGCUGACUUUUUCCGGGAUGAACCAGUUUAAGACUGGGUGUGGUUUGCAAAUUGCGACGGAGCUAUGUGGCUUUGUGACCAUUUUAUCAGGAACCUUUCUUCUCCACAAGACAAAAGACAUGGGAAACAGUGGUAGCUCACGUGGCGCCACGUCACACAUGCCUAGAGACACUCCUGUCUUCAUCAACUCAGUGACACCUUUGGGAGCUCUAAGUAUUAUUUUCAGCGCAGUGCUUGCACAUUUUAUCUUGGAAGAGAAGUUGCAUAUGUUCGGUAUACUUGGCUGCGUCCUCUGUGUUGUUGGAUCUACAACGAUUGUUUUGCAUGCUCCUCACGAGCAAGACAUUGAAUCAGUCAAGCACAUAUGGCAUCUGGCUACUGAACCAGGCUUCCUUGCUUACUCUGCUGUGGUUUUGGUUGUGGUGCUUGCACUGAUCUUCUACUACGAACCCCGUUAUGGGAAGACGCAUAUGAUAGUAUAUGUUGGGAUUUGCUCCUUAAUGGGAUCUCUCACUGUUAUGAGUGUCAAAGCUGUGGCAAUUGCUAUAAAGCUGACUUUUUCCGGGAUGAACCAGUUUAAGUACUUCCACGCAUGGAUCUUCAUCAUAGUAGUGACCAUAUGUUGCAUUUUGCAAAUCAACUACCUGAACAAGGACUGGGCUUCUCAGAGUGGUUUGCAAAUUGCGACGGAGCUAUGUGGCUUUGUGACCAUUUUAUCAGGAACCUUUCUUCUCCACAAGACAAAAGACAUGGGAAACAGUGGUAGCUCACGUGGCGCCACGUCACACACGCCUAGAGACACUCCUGUCUUCAUCAACUCAGUGAUUGUUGGGGAGAUAGCCAAUUUUGCAGCUUAUGCAUUUGCACCUGCUAUUCUAGUGACACCUUUGGGAGCUCUAAGUAUUAUUUUCAGCGCAGUGCUUGCACAUUUUAUCUUGGAAGAGAAGUUGCAUAUGUUCGGUAUACUUGGCUGCGUCCUCUGUGUUGUUGGAUCUACAACGAUUGUUUUGCAUGCUCCUCACGAGCAAGACAUUGAAUCAGUCAAGCACAUAUGGCAUCUGGCUACUGAACCAGGCUUCCUUGCUUACUCUGCUGUGGUUUUGGUUGUGGUGCUUGCACUGAUCUUCUACUACGAACCCCGUUAUGGGAAGACGCAUAUGAUAGUAUAUGUUGGGAUUUGCUCCUUAAUGGGAUCUCUCACUGUUAUGAGUGUCAAAGCUGUGGCAAUUGCUAUAAAGCUGACUUUUUCCGGGAUGAACCAGUUUAAGACUGGGUGUGGUUUGCAAAUUGCGACGGAGCUAUGUGGCUUUGUGACCAUUUUAUCAGGAACCUUUCUUCUCCACAAGACAAAAGACAUGGGAAACAGUGGUAGCUCACGUGGCGCCACGUCACACACGCCUAGAGACACUCCUGUCUUCAUCAACUCAGUGAUUGUUGGGGAGAUAGCCAAUUUUGCAGCUUAUGCAUUUGCACCUGCUAUUCUAGUGACACUUUUGGGAGCUCUAAGUAUUAUUUUCAGCGCAGUGCUUGCACAUUUUAUCUUGGAAGAGAAGUUGCAUAUGUUCGGUAUACUUGGCUGCGUCUUCUGUGUUGUUGGAUCUACAACGAUUGUUUUGCAUGCUCCUCACGAGCAAGACAUUGAAUCAGUCAAGCACAUAUGGCAUCUGGCUACUGAACCAGGCUUCCUUGCUUACUCUGCUGUGGUUUUGGUUGUGGUGCUUGCACUGAUCUUCUACUACGAACCCCGUUAUGGGAAGACGCAUAUGAUAGUAUAUGUUGGGAUUUGCUCCUUAAUGGGAUCUCUCACUGACUGGGCUUCUCAGAGUGGUUUGCAAAUUGCGACGGAGCUAUGUGGCUUUGUGACCAUUUUAUCAGGAACCUUUCUUCUCCACAAGACAAAAGACAUGGGAAACAGUGGUAGCUCACGUGGCGCCACGUCACACACGCCUAGAGACACUCCUGUCUUCAUCAACUCAAGUUCCACUCGCAGUUCCAAUUCUAAUCUCUAG